AUGGCUCCCAUCUCCGUCUUCCGUCUUGCGACGCGCGCCGUCCGCCCUUCCGGCCUCUUCAGAGCUACCCAAUUGCCCCGGUCUCGGGUGCAGGCUCCCGCUGCGUGGUCCCUCGGUCGCCCGGCCUUCAGCACCUCAAUGAAGCUCCGCUCCGGCCAGCACGACGACGAGACAUACGAGGAGUUCUCUGCUAGAUUCGAGAAGGAAUUCGAUGGUGUGCAGGAUGUUUUCGAGCUCCAGCGUAACCUCAACAACUGCUUCGCUUACGAUCUCGUCCCCUCCGUCGAGGUCCUCUCCGCUGCUCUGCGGGCCGCCCGCCGCGUCAACGACUUCCCCACCGCUGUCCGAAUCUUCGAGGGCAUCAAGGCCAAGGUCGAGAACCAGGAUCAGUACAAGCAAUACCUCGAAGCCCUCGAGGGUCUCCGCCAGGAGCUGGGCGUCGCCCUGCGGGAGGAACUCUACCCCGAGCAGGAAUAG
Aspergillus calidoustus is the source of this 477-nucleotide messenger RNA. The record is from the annotation of a GenBank genome assembly. NCBI's taxonomy places the organism in Eukaryota, Fungi, Ascomycota, Eurotiomycetes, Eurotiales, Aspergillaceae.